Molecule: messenger RNA, 2433 nt
Organism: Schizosaccharomyces cryophilus OY26
Lineage: Eukaryota; Fungi; Ascomycota; Schizosaccharomycetes; Schizosaccharomycetales; Schizosaccharomycetaceae
Product: RNA-binding protein
Exons: 3
Coding region: 337-2433 (698 amino acids)
Molecular function (GO): RNA binding
Source: RefSeq, a predicted model, not a curated record
AUAGAUAAUUGGGCAUUGCUCACUAUAACUCUGCAUUUUUCUACGUCCCUUGUGUUCAGUAGUUGGUAGGAAACAGGAAAAUAAUAAAAACCUAUAAGUGGGGUUCCUAACGUCAAAUUGUGAGUUUUCUAAUACGAAUUCAAUGUCUGUACAACAAAUUUUAGAGCUUGGAGUCUUUCAAAUUCCAUCUUCAUCUACUUUUCAUUGCUUCGUCUGCUUCGUUGAUAUAAUCAUAAAAUGACAUAUUCCCUUGGACGCAAAAAAAUUCAGCGAAUUGGAAAAGUCUUUUCCUUUACAAUUUUAUCUUUUACCAUCUAGGUCCUUGUUCUAAUUGACAUGUUUCCAAGGGAAUGGAAUCCCUCUGUCCUCAUCAGCAAAGCUUUGUUUAUUUACGUUUUGCAAGGUAUCGAUUACUUCGUAAACAUGCGGUAUACUUUUAUAAGGAAACGGAAGCUAAGCGUUAAAAAAGCUGAUAUCGGUCCCAUUAAGCACACGGUAGUUGUUACCAAUCCUGAAACAGGUGAAAAUCGUGGUUAUGGAUUUGUUACAUUUUCCAUGUUAGAAGAUGCAGAGCGCGCAAUUCAAGAAUUAAGAAACAAAAAAUUAAACGGAAGGAUUUUACGUAUGGACUAUGCUGCUCAUCGUAAGCGUGCCGGUCCUUCUGAGGAAAAAGAAAAGGAGUUGGAACAAGUAAGCAAUCGAAAGCCACAGGCUCCUCGACAAGACAAUCGUCCUCGAUUGAUUAUUCGCAAUCUUCCUUGGUCCAUAAAGAAACCAAAAGAUCUGGAACCUUAUUUUGAGAAAUUCGGAAAGAUUCGAGAAAUUCGAGUGCCGACAAAACCCGGAGGUCGUAUGUGUGGAUUCGCUUUUGUAUGGAUGCAAGAUCGUGAAGCUGCCCAAAAGGCCAUGGAUGCCGUUAACGGUACUAAGAUUGAUAACCGUCCCGUUGCUGUUGAUUGGGCUUUAAGUAAGAAUGCCUAUGAGUCUAAUGUAACAUCACACGAAGAAAGUGAUGAAAAAUCAAAAGAAAACAAUGAAAGUGAAGAAGAAGAAAUCAAAGAAGACAUUUUAAGUGACUCUGAUGCUCAUUCUUCUGUUGUACCUGAAAACAAUGAUGAAGAAGACUUGGAAAAGGAUGAUGCAGAGCAAUCUGAAGCGUCUCAAGAAGAAUUGUCUUCUGAGUCUGAUUCUGAAUCUGUGGAUAAAUCCGUUGAUCGAAAAGAAAACUUGGGAGACACAAUAUUUAUCCGUAAUAUUCUUUUUGAGUGUACUGAACAGCAGUUGUACCAGCAUUUUCGUCAAUUCGGGCCUUUGGCUUAUGCAAAGAUUGUCAGAGAUCCUGUUACUGAUAAAUCUUUAGGUAGAGCCUUUGUUAAGUUCCGCUAUCAAAAAGACUGCAAUGACUGUCUUGAAUUGGCUGCCCAAGUUCCAAAAACCGAUCCCACUGUUGCUGAACAGCGUCUUUUGCCCUCUGUAUUGGUGGAAGAAGAUAUCGAUUCGGAUAGCGUGGCGUCUCGUUUCUUGUUGAAUGGUCGUAUUCUUAACGUUACUAAGGCCGUUACAAGAGAAGAAGCUGGCGAUUUCACCCAAAAAAGCAUAGCCGAAAGGAAACAGAAGUUAGGAAAGGGAGUGGAUAGAAGACAUUUGUUUCUGUUGAACGAAGGUCGUAUUGGUACAGGACACCCUCUUUUCGAAAAACUGUCAGACACGGACAAAUCGAUGAGAUCUAUGUCUAUAAAUCAGCGUAAAAAACUGCUAGAAUCUAACCCUACCCUUCAUUUGUCUUUAAGCAGACUUUCAAUUCGAAACUUGUCUCGUCACAUCGACCACAAAAUGUUGGCCUUUUUAGGUCGUCAAGCCAUUCGUUGCUUUAAAGAAGAUGUUGAAAAGGGACUUCGUCAAGAACUUUCUGACGAAGAAAAAAGCCGCGACAAAGGUCAGUCUACGAAACGCGGUAAAAACGGAAGUGUUUUAAAACAAGCUAAGGUAGAACUCGAAAAGUCGGGUGCAGGCAGAUCUAAAGGCUAUGGUUUCUUAGAAUUUGUUUCUCACAAGUACGCACUUAUGGCCUUACGCUGGUUGAACGGUAGAGAAGUCACUGUUCGUAAGAUAAUUCAAGAAGAAAUUGAAUGGGCACGUUCUCAUAAGCUUCCUGAACCAGAGAUGCCUGUUAUGGACUUCAAUGAUCGGCCAAGAAGACUGAUUGUUGAGUUUGCCAUUGAAAAUAUAAAGGUAGUCAAGCGACGCCAAGAAAAAGAAACUACGUUCCGUGAAAAGGCAAAGCAAAUGCAAGCUAACAAAGAAGAAGAAGCUGAACAACUGAAGCGUAAACGAACAGAUUCCUCGGGGGAUGACGGUGAAAAGGAGAAGAAGGCUAAGGUUGCUCGGAUUAUUCAACAGAAACGCAUGAAAAGACGACAACGGAAACAUUGA